AAGGAAAGUCAUCAUGGGAGCAUUUUUAGACAAGCCAAAGAUGGAGAAGCAUAAUGCCCAGGGGCAAGGGAAUGGGCUUCGUUAUGGUCUGAGUAGUAUGCAAGGCUGGCGAGUUGAAAUGGAGGAUGCACAUACGGCUGUGAUUGGUUUGCCAAAUGGACUUGAUGGAUGGUCAUUUUUUGCUGUAUAUGAUGGGCACGCUGGAUCACAGGUUGCCAAGUACUGCUGUGAGCAUUUAUUAGAUCACAUCACGAGCAACCAGGAUUUUAAAGGGCCAGAUGGGCCACCGUCUGUGGAAAGUGUAAAGAGUGGCAUCAGAACAGGUUUUCUGCAAAUUGAUGAACACAUGAGAGUCAUCUCCGAGAAGAAACAUGGUGCAGACAGAAGUGGGUCAACAGCUGUGGGUGUCAUGAUUUCUCCCCAACAUACAUACUUCAUCAACUGUGGAGACUCGAGAGGUUUACUUUGUAGAAACAGGAAGGUUCACUUCUUCACACAGGAUCACAAACCAAGUAAUCCACUGGAGAAAGAGCGUAUACAGAAUGCAGGUGGCUCUGUAAUGAUUCAGCGUGUGAAUGGCUCUCUUGCUGUUUCAAGGGCACUUGGGGACUUUGAUUACAAAUGUGUCCAUGGGAAAGGUCCUACAGAACAGCUAGUCUCACCUGAGCCUGAAGUUUAUGAAAUUGAGAGAUCAGAAGAAGAUGAUCAAUUCAUCAUACUGGCUUGUGACGGUAUCUGGGAUGUUAUGGGAAAUGAAGAGCUGUGUGACUUUGUAAGAUCCAGACUUGAAGUCACUGAUGACCUUGAGAAAGUUUGCAAUGAGAUAGUUGACACCUGCUUGUACAAGGGAAGUCGAGACAACAUGAGUGUGAUAUUGAUCUGUUUUCCGAAUGCACCAAAGGUAUCGCCAGAGGCGGUGAAAAGAGAGGCAGAGUUGGACAAGUACCUGGAAAGCAGAGUAGAAGAGAUCAUAAAGAAGCAGGGUGAAGGAGUCCCAGACUUAGUCCACGUGAUGCGUACGUUAGCAACUGAGAGCAUCCCAAACCUCCCGCCAGGGGGUGAAUUGGCAAGCAAACGGAGUGUGAUUGAAGCAGUUUAUAACAGACUGAACCCCUACAGGAAUGAUGAUACUGAUUCUGCCUCAACUGAUGAUAUGUGGUAAAACUGCUCAUCUAGCUGUGGAGUUCACGUUUCGUCCUUCAAAUGAAAGUGCAGCCCAACCUCGGUGACCCUUCUUAACAUCCAUCCUCAACCUUAAUUAAAGAAGGGAAUAUGAUGUGUUGGUGAGAGUGACUACAGCAGUACAACAUCUAGCCCAGGAACUGAUCUUUUUUGUAAAACAGACUUCUGUAAACGUGAUUUCAAACCAUAAUUCAUGUUGUAAAUCAGACUCCAGCAAUUUAUGUUGUAUGAUUUUGUUUUUGUAAAGUGCAAUUGUCUUUGUACAAAAUGCUCAUAUUUAAUUAUGAACUGCUUUAAAUCACUAUAAAGGUUAGAAGAAAUGUUUGGCUUGUGUGUUGCAACAAUAUAUAUCCCUUUAAAUUCAUGUUGUGGUUUUGGAUUGCAAGGAGCAGCAGCCUAGCCAGCUAGGUGCUCAAGAGGUGCACAAAACUGUAAAGAUAACUUUGUUUUAUAUGAAAGCUGAUCUUGUGGGCGACUCACCAGAAAUUACAGUGUGUGAAUUUGCUUGCCAAUGGAAAAAUAACUAAGAGUAGUGCACAUUCUUCAACAAACGUAUAUCAUUUUCUUGGACGCACUCCUGCUCUCACAUUGAGUUAAAGGGAGUUCUGAUCUUGACUUCAGUGGGAGUUAAAUCAUGCCCUAUUAAUAGUAUCGUGUUCAUACGCGUACGAACCUUGGGAUUAGAAUGCCUUGAUUCUUUGCACCUCUUUUUUCAUUAACCCUUACCUGAAACUACUAAUCACUGAGCACGAACAGGCAGCUUUCUACAUACCGUAGGAGUCUGCAGCAUAUUUUUACAAUCCUGAUUGGCUGGGUCUGCUGCUGUUCCAAGUAAAAUACUUUGAAUUCCAUUUUAUCAAUAAAGCUUGAUUUAACAAACAAGAAAUUUAUCCAUAAAUGUGUAAUUCCUUUUUUCCUGCCUUUUAAAAUGUCAGUGCCAUUGUAAAUGAUAUUUUACUUGUGGAAGAAUAUUUUUAUUAAUUGGUAGCCCAUUUUUAAAAUGGGAAGGAUUUUGAUUAUUGCCCAAGACAUAGCCAUAUGCUAGAGGAUGAUGUGGGAUUAAUCCGUUACCCUAUUUUUUACAAGUGUGGGUUUUUUCAGGCUUUUUGGUGGUUUUGGUUUUUUUUUUUUACUCCCCACUGAAGAUGUGCAUUGGUUUGAAUUUGCCUACUGUUUGAUAAAAAUACAUUUGUCAAAGCCUGACAAUCUUUAACAUUUUAUGGUGUGUGUUUUUAAUUGACCCACUUACUUAGAAUGAGAGACUAGUGGUUAAACAGUACUUGUGAUUUGAGAUAUAGCAUGUUGACAAUUUUUAACUGUUCGUUGUUUAAAAUUCUAAUUUAAAAUUUUAUAAGAUAAUAAACUAAUUUGAUUUAAGCUUAGCUUUCUCCCAAUGAGCAUACAAAAAUUAAGUUUUCAAGUCAGUCGUGUUUGCAAAACUGCUGUUUUGUGCACCUUGUAUUGUCUUUUUGGUUGAGAAUAUUGUAUUUAAUAUGUAGUUUACUCAUUUAGUAGGCAGACUCCCCAAAAGGAAAAUCAGUAAAACAAGUAGAUUGUAACAUUUACUGCAGUUAAACAGAAUCAAAACUUGGUGUAUAAUUACUUUUUGAUAGGAAUAUGUAGUACAAUGCAUUUUGCUAUAUUUGUCUUUCCCUAACUUUGAAAUAUACAUAUUUGUAUAUAUAGCCUUAAAACUAAUGCAGAGUUAGGGAACACGGAACAGUGAAAAAGUAACUUAUAGUGUCUUGGAACUAAGUAUAGUAUAUACCAGCAAACUUUUCUUUUAUCCCUCUUGUCUAUGUGGGGUGCUUAAACGUAACUUCAUUGUAUUCAGUUUGUAAUCUGUUCAAGCAUGAAUGAAGAAAACAUAAGCACUAUUUGUAUUUAUAAAUUUAUAGCAAUUUUUGCUUAAAGAACCAGUUCCUUACCUACCUAUGAAUAAAUGCUUAAAAUGUCUAAUUUUGUUGUAGAGUGCAAAACUAUAAUAAUGUUAAGUUAUAGCUUCACAGGCACCUAAUUAACAAGCAUAUUUAAUAAUACAUGGCGUAUUAGUGCAAAAAGCUAAACCUGAUUUAGGACGAGGCAGAUAAAGUUCUGUCCUUUUUCAUAGAGACUAAAGUUUAGUUUUGGAAACCGCAAAACCUUGAACUGGACUGUGGAACCUUUGAGUUUUAAACUUUGAAAAUCGGAAGCAAAACUGUGGUGUGAAAAGCCAUACUUCAAACCGCAAUCACUUAAAACUGUCUCAGUGACAAAUGAUGUAUUUGAAGCCUCUUCUUGUGAGGUCUCCUAAAGGUUAGAAAGAAAAUAAUUCUGCUGUUGCUACAGGCGAUGUAAGUAGGUUUGAGGGUAGCGGAAGAAAGCCCGUUUCAGGCCUUUCUCUCUCCCACCUAUGUUCAGCGUUUUGAUGAGGUCAGAGCACUGAAUCUAUUACGUAUGCAAAAACACUGCCAUUUUAGAUACAGAUUUUGAUUACAAAAUAUAUGAAUUAAGUAUAUAAAGCAUCCGAGAAAAGAGGCAAGCUGUACUUUUCACUGCUCUGAAAAGAAAAAGGCACUUUUGCACCUUUGUGCAUCUCCUUGUUGCACCAGAAACUUUUUUUUAAAUGCUAAAAACAUUAGCACCUCAGGGGCAAGGCAGCAAUUUUUUUUUUUUUAAAGUAUUGUGUGCUAUUUAUUUCCCUCUUGGAAAAAGAUUCCUGUGUGACAAAAAUGAAAACUGUGUGAUUUUAAAAGAUGUAUUUUUAAAUACAUGUUCCAAUAGGAUGGUCCCAAUUUGCUUGUUUUUAAAAGGAAAUGAUAUUUGUAAAGCUACUUUGCUUCGUAUGCCAUGCAACUUUGUUUUCCUUCUACAUUUGACAGCUUCACUGGCUUCAGUUUCUGUGAGUUUUGUUAUAGUCAGAUUAAAUGUUUCACUGAUCGUUCUGGGAGAAUACCUGUACUGCUUUAUAGACAACUGUUUCAAAUAAUUCUCACUAAUUCAGCAUUGAAAUAUGUUCAAGACAGAGGCUUCUAAAAUGUGUUUUAAAACCAAUGUUGGCUUAACUAAAUGCAGUUACAUUAAGUAGGGUCCUAGAUUUGCAAGGCUCUGUAAAUCCGUUGUAUCAAUAGACUCCCCGGUACAUGUGGUGGGGCAGAAAUCUGCAGGUCCCGUGCAAGUUAUGCAGCCAGGGCCUUUCAGCUGGCUUGCUCUUGCCCAGCCAGGAAGCACCACCGCAAAGACCUUGACGCGUGGCCAUCGUUCGUUUUCCUCUUCCAGCAGAAGUCAGAAUCUGAGAGAGAAACUUCAUCUGCUUGUCAUUAAACUACGCUGAAUUGCGGUAAUCCUGGGUUGUGUCAUACUAGCAGGAUGCCUGAUGAGUAUUGAGCAGCAGAUGAGUAACGGUAGUGCUCACCUUGAUCGUUCAUGCAGGUGCCAAAGUUGAUCAUUUUAACAUGUACUUCAGAUAAACUGACUUCAGCAUCCAUUAAAUUGUUUAUUGCAAAGCUGGUACUGACUCAACUAUAUGGGUUAAAAUCUGAGCCAUUUUGCUCAGUUCAAGAAUUGGAAACUUAAAAAGGUGAUUUGACGAAAUUAAGGAACGGUUUUCACUUCAAUUGAUACCCUGAUAAUCUCAUCUUAAUUUGUUACACUGGGAUAGGAUAGACUUCCUAUUGCAUUUCACUUUUUAGUAAUCUACGAACUAAGGAUACGGUUUCAUGAUCAACUAUACCGAGACUAAACUAUUGCUAGAAGUUUGCCCCUACUGCCCUUUUUGUGCUAGCAGUCAUGCUUACGUGGCCGUGCAGUUAGGAGAAAAAAAAUCUGUACUUUUCAGCUGGGUAAAUUGAUAGUCCAGCUACGGGAUGCUGGUACUAGGGCAAGAUGCAGAGUGGGGAGACAGGAUUGAGAGCAAAGGAAUGGUUGCACCACCCCUUCUGCCGCAGGUUGGGAAACCACACCCUGAACACAGAUAAAUGAUGGGCCUGGGUAGGGAGUAUCGAAGCCUUUGCAGAUCUUUCUCUGCUCUAUACUUAAGACAAACAUUUUGCUUUGGUAAACGUUCUUUUUCUUAAAACUGGGAUCAUGAGACUUUGGGUUUAAUGUCUUGGUGUGUGAGUUCCAUGCUGACAAACUUACUUUGUGUUCGCUCCCUCUAGAUGUAUGUGGCUCUGUCCUGUGGGAUAGGCAGCGUGGCUGCCACAGUUAGGUUAAUGGUACGGUUGUUACAGUUCACCUUAUUUCAGUGUACAUCAGGAUUUCAUCAUGCUGAGAUGUUUGCCUUCAUCUCUGCCUGCACCUUCUUGAAUUGCUUUUAUGCGCAAAUGACUUGGUAUAUUUCAAUUUCUUGAUAUUUAAACUUGGCCAUGUCUGUAACGGGCUAACCUUUAGUAAAAUGUUACCCUUUUCCUCAUCGUUUGGCAAAUACAGUAUUUUAAUACAAAUCUAAUGUACCUUGCGUAGGUUCAGAAACGGCAAAGCUCUGUAGAGCCAUAGAGCUGUACCUGCCAGUUUUCUGUAGAAAAUGGGACUGUUACUCUGUGUCAAGCUUCAUAAGGUGUGAAAAUAACGUCUCCUAGAUAACUUAGUGUAGCUCCUUGUUCCUACAGCUACGUGUUUGAGAUGAUCAUAACCUGAGCCUUUAUAUACCAAUACAGGGUGUAAAGUCUCUACUUGGCUGGAUAGAAUUUUUUUUUUAACUCUUUAAGUGGUAAAAAGAGGCUCCACAUGAAUUUCUAGGAUGCUGUAGUGCAUAAAAUGAUUGUGAUUCCUGCUAUAAGCUGUAAAAAUGGAGCGAAAUUUAAAAGUAACAAUCUGGGGCUAAGUACUUUUGACUGACCUGUCUGUGGAAUAUUGAUCAGCGAAUCCGAUCUUUUGGUGAGCUCUUUCUGAGCUGUCUCUGUGGAGUGCUUGCACGGUCUGCAGGUCUCUGCAGACCCAGGCGUGCACCUUCUGAACCUCUUCGUAGCCUUAUUUUGCUUAAUAACGUUGCUUUGUAAAUGAGGUAGCAGUCACCUGGGCCGUGGCAUUUGUUCACAGAAGUUCAAGAAGCUGUAGGAAAACUUAAAGCUUUUCUUCAUUCUCAUGGACCACUAAAUGCUUUCAAGUAAAAAAAAAAAUAAAUACACAGCAGGCUAAAAGUUGAGUUUACAUUAUCUCCCACUGAAAACUUGUUUCUAGAAAAAUCUACCAAUAUUUCUACUAUUUACUUAAUACGUGAAAAAAAUGUCUGGACCUUUAAUCUCCUGGUUGUAUCAGAGUUGUUGACCUAUAGUGACCUAGGCUCUAUGCAUAUUCCUUGCUUUAUCUAUGUUUUUAUUUGAUGUUCCUUUUGAGUAGCAGUAAACCAGCUCUUCCCCCCCGCACUCUUCUAAAGUCUUUGCUUCCAAGCUAAGAGAACAGGAGUGGUAACGGUGCCUUAGGAAAGGGGUUUUGGGGAGGCUUGCCCUAACCUUUGCAACCACAAAAUUUGGGAAAACGGGCUUAACUUCCAAAACGCUUUUUAUAGAAUUAAUGAAAUAGUUCUAUUCUGAAAGUGUCAAAACUUCGGUAGAGGUGGGAUGACAGGUCAGAUUUCUAGAGUAUAUAUUGUUUUAUGCCUAGCCAGAUUUUUGCACUGAACUUCUACUGAUUCCUGCCCAAAUGCUUUUUAAAAUAUCACUAGACAUCUACUUUUUUCUUUUUCUCCCUCCCCUCCUCCCCCCCCCCCCCCAAAAAAAAAAACCCAAUGGUCCUCACUGCUUUGUAACCAGCCAUUUACUUGCAAGGGUGAGUGCUGUGUCAGACAGUAACACUCUCCUUUAAGAGCACUACAUCUGCACUUCUCGGCUCGCUCAGUAACAUUGAGCCAAAACUGAAGUUCACUUUUGCUUCCAUUAACUGUAUGGCUCUGAAGAGCUGGUGGGAGCGUGGUUUUUCUACCGCUAAAGUAGACAGGACUCUCCAUACGUAUUGUGAGUAAGCCUCCAGAGUUGAAGGAGGUGCCAUUGUUGUUUCUUUUGAGAGAUACCUUUGAGAAGAAAAAGGAGAAAACAGACUGGCGGGUCAUAAAACAUUACGUACUUUUACUUCUAUCGAUGCCUAUAGAUGAAGGUCCAGAGUUUAAUUUCACUUGCAUUACUGAAUUCAACCCAGUCUGAGCAAUGGAAAUACUGAGUAGCCGAUUUCAUUUUCACUGUUGGGAUUUCAGGCUGAAGCACAGUAUUUUGUUCAAAGUACAGGGGAAAAUUAAAUUAAGAUAGUCUUGGGAAAAUCAGGCACGUACGUAACUUUCCAUCCUGCUGAUGUUGAUGGAGCUUCACUCACAAUAUGUAAAGUUAGCACAUGUAUUGUUGGAGCCUUAGCUGUCCCACUUCUCUUGGAAUGAAAAAGAAAUGUAAUCUUUACUCAGUUUGGGGUUUGAAAAAGCUUUUCAAAGCCAAAGGGAAGAAGGUGGUAAUGUUAAAGCAAAAUGUUAGCUUAAUUGGAGAUAACAAUUUCAUAAUUCUUCAAACAUGUAAAUCAGCAUUUUUCUUCUUUUAAAGCAUCAGAAGGGCACAGCUUACGAGGUUCGGUCUUUGAUGUAGUGCUUUUAGCUGUAAAGAAUCAAUAAAAGGAUGAAACCCAAAAUGAGUUACCCGGGAUGGAAAAACAAUGAGACCCUAAAAAUCUAGGAAUAAACGUGCUGAAUUUACAUAGCAUUAUUUCCAUGUCCAGUGAGGGACCUACUGAAAGGAUCUUUGUCGGUGGUUUUAGGGGAGCUUUUUAUUCUUGCUGUGUUUGAUGCUGGACUGGCAAGUCUGCUGCAAUUUCAAAUUUCCAGACUCUUCAGUUGGAAACUGGGCAUUACACAACAGAGUCCCCAGUACGUGAGAUGCUGCAGUACCUGUUGCCACGCGUUCUGCGGGUUAAUGCCGCGCAACCGUUUGAUGUUGGGAUUUCCUAGCAUACGUUUUGUGGCUGAUGGCGUGAUUCGCAAUGACCUUGGGUACCAAGAGUUAAGUUGUAUUUAUUAACCGGAUCUAACUCUUUGGUGCCAGGAAUCUAGUUUCUGGAGUAAGUGCUGAAUUAUGCAAAUGUUCUUGGCAAAUCGUGCCAGGUAGUUCACUACUCGGAAAACUAAAUUACUAGCGACGAAGGGUUAAUACGAGACAAAAGCCUAGAUUCUCCUAGCUAGGGAAUACUGGAUAUUUGAAAAGCGUGAUGUUUGAUUUCCAGAACUGGCUGCUUUAUAAAUCUUUCAAAGCAGAGAUUUUGGUUUCUAGCAUCUGUCUUGUUACUAAGACCGCGUACAAACAUGCUGAAUUAGAGAGUUUUCACCUGUCUUCUCACAGAAUUGACUCCACGUCAUAUCAUAAGUCUCGUUUGUAGUGACAUGCUGUGCCUGUCUUUUUAGAGAAUUCAUGACCUCUUUAUAUCUAUUUUGUGGAAAGUGUAACUUUUUUCAUUGAUGACCUGUAUAAAUGUGUGUUACGAAUGGAGAGAUUUAAGCUUGAAAAGCAUGUUUGCAGAUUACACAGCUUCAUUAUGGAAUUUAUAAAUUUAACAGAGUAAUAUACAAGAGCAUAACUAUUUUCCUUAAGUAGAAUGUAUAACAAUAUAUAAUAAAUUAUUCUCCACGUAGUUCACCCACUAUUUACAGUUUUACACAAUUCAAACUGUGUGUUUACAGAAAGUUCAAUAAAUGUAUAUUUUGUACUAUGUACAGAUUCCUGGUCCCAAAGAAAAUGUGUGAACUUAGUUUCUAACUUAACUUUUGAGAUUGUACUUUUUUUUUUUCCUUUUUUUUCUGGUUUGGAAUCAGUUGAACAAACUGCGUUAUGCCUGUCGAUGGUGGAGGCUUGCAUUGGAGUAAAUGGGAAUUGGAAAUAUUUCUAAUCUACAAAAGUGAUCCCACUAAAUAAAACAGGCAAUUACAUCGUG
Messenger RNA from Aptenodytes forsteri (emperor penguin), 9063 nucleotides. It is a transcript of the gene PPM1A, whose product is annotated as protein phosphatase, Mg2+/Mn2+ dependent 1A. Gene Ontology annotation, molecular function: protein serine/threonine phosphatase activity; magnesium ion binding; manganese ion binding. Gene Ontology annotation, biological process: protein dephosphorylation; positive regulation of canonical NF-kappaB signal transduction; positive regulation of canonical Wnt signaling pathway. The transcript is spliced from 5 exons. The record is from RefSeq and is a predicted model, not a curated record. Gene Ontology annotation, cellular component: cytosol; nucleus. Lineage: Eukaryota; Metazoa; Chordata; Aves; Sphenisciformes; Spheniscidae. Bases 14 to 1162 code for a protein of 382 amino acids.